Messenger RNA from Striga hermonthica, 1008 nucleotides. The record is from the annotation of a GenBank genome assembly. Lineage: Eukaryota; Viridiplantae; Streptophyta; Magnoliopsida; Lamiales; Orobanchaceae.
AUGGACUUCCUUUGCAAACCAAUGAAUGAGGAGACUUCUGAUUGCUUCUUGAGCCAGCAGGAUAUGAACAAAUGUCCUUUUUUGAGGAACAUACACAAACCAACCAAUUUUUCUUUUGGUUCUUUGAACUUCCCAACCGUUGCCAAUGGCCCAAUUUUCGAGGAUGGUCCAAACUUUGAGAUGGCCUUCAAACUCUUCCACGGGAAAGAUGGGUUGGUCCCUCUCUCUGGCAGCUCUCAAAUCCAUCUUGACCAACAUGAGACGGAGGCUGCACCAGAAUUCAACCCUUUAGCAUCGAGAGCUGCCUCUAUCAGUAUGUCAUCAUUUGGUCCAGGUGGACCUUUCGGUUUCAAUUCUUUCUUCGGGAAGAUUCAGAAAAAAAAGCCUGAUUCAUCCAGAAAGAGAGAGCAUUCCUCUAAGGGCGACUCAUCAAAACACGAGGCGCUUGGGAACGAAUGGCUCGAGAAAGGCAACUGCCCUAUCGCGAAAUCAUACAGGGCAGUCAGCCACAUCCUCCCUCUUGUGGCGGCCUCCCUUCGCCCGCCGCCCGGGAUCAAGCUCAAGUGCCCGCCAGCUGUCGUCGCUGCCCGGGCAGCCCUGGCCCGAACCGCGUUCGUCAAGAGCGUCAGGCCACAACCGCUGCCUGCCAAAAUACUCGUGAUCGGCGCUCUUGGGAUCGCCGCCAAUAUCCCACUGGGCAUAUGGAGGGAGCACACGACAAAGUUUUCCCUGUCGUGGUUUGCGGCUGUUCAUGCGGCAGUCCCCUUCAUAGCCAUGCUUAGAAAGUCGGUGGCCAUGCCCAAGACGGCCAUGGCUCUCACCAUCUUGGGCUCGGUCAUCGGGCAGCUAAUCGGGUCGCGGGCCGAGCGGCUCCGGAUGAGAGUCGAGGCUGAGAGGAUGGUGGGGACAGAUGGCGGCGGUCGAUGUGGGAAGGGGAUGGAGUGGGACCCGGUCGAGGGUGGGGUAGGGAAGAGUACGGCCCCAUCCUCGUCCAUCAUUAGCGUGUGA